Messenger RNA from Coregonus clupeaformis (lake whitefish), 3135 nucleotides. Its product is annotated as WD repeat-containing protein 47. NCBI's taxonomy places the organism in Eukaryota, Metazoa, Chordata, Actinopteri, Salmoniformes, Salmonidae. Bases 335 to 3115 code for a protein of 926 amino acids. The transcript has 17 exons. The record is from RefSeq and is a predicted model, not a curated record. Gene Ontology annotation, molecular function: protein binding.
GAUGGUAGGAAUGUCGAUCGGUAGCCCAAAGGCUAUGCGGUUUUGAUUUGCAAGAGAAGCGAUGCUUGGGGCGCCCCUGUGAAAAUGGAUGGGAUUUGAUUGGUAGACAGACGAAGCGGUGCGCUUGACAACGGAAGGGGCUGGGUAGCAUGCGACUAGCAGCAGUAGAAAUCGAGCAGAGAAGACAACAGAAAGGGAGAGAGAAACAACAAAAGAGACUGACGAACGAAACGAAGAAGAAUCGCCGUGACAGCUACGAUUUUCAACAACACAGAAACAAAUCUAAGGAGCGUGUUUUCAGCCCAUGUAUUUUUAGACCAAGCUCGUCGUAGCCAUGACAGCGGAGGAGAUCAUCAAUGUGAAGGAGGUGGAGAUCAUCAAGGUGAUCCUAGACUUCCUCAACUCCAGGAAGCUCCACAUCAGUAUGCUGGCCCUGGAGAAGGAGAGCGGCGUCAUCAACGGACUCUACUCUGACGACAUGCUCUUCCUCAGGCAACUGGUGCUGGAUGGGCAGUGGGACGAGGUGCUUCAGUUUAUUCAGCCGCUGGAGUGCAUGGACAAGUUUGACAGGAAAAGGUUCCGUUACAUCGUCCUGAAGCAGAAGUUUCUAGAGGCCCUGUGUGUGAACAACGCAAUGUCUGCUGAGGACGAGCCACAGCAUUUGGAGUUCACCAUGCAGGAGGCGGUGAAGUGUCUUCAUGCUCUGGAGGAGUUCUGUCCCUCUAAAGAUGACUACAGCAAGCUAUGUCUGCUCCUCACUCUGCCUCGUCUCACCAACCACGCUGAGUUUAAGGACUGGAACCCCAGCACAGCGCGGGUGCACUGUUUUGAGGAGGCGUGCACAAUGGUGGCAGAGUUCAUCCCUGCAGACAGGAAGCUGAGUGAGGCGGGGUUCAGGGCCUCAGGGAACCGCCUCUUCCAGCUCCUCAUUAAAGGAGUUCUGUAUGAGUGCUGUGUCGAGUUCUGUCAGAGCAAGGCGACAGGCGAGGAGAUCACGGAGGGCGAGGUGCUCCUGGGGGUAGACAUGCUGUGUGGGAACGGCUGUGAUGACAUGGAUCUGUCCUUACUCUCCUGGAUGCAGAACCUGUCCCACAGUGUCUUCUCCUGCGCCUUCGAACAGAAGCUGCUUCAGAUCCACGUGGACCGCCUGGUCAAGCCCGCCAAGGCCAGCUACGCAGACCUCCUCACCCCGCUCAUCAGCAAGCUGUCCCCCUACCCCUCCUCGCCCCUCUGCCGUCCCCAGUCCGCCGACACCUACAUGUCCCGGUCUCUGAACCCGGCCCUGGACGGCCUGUCGUACGGGCUGUCUGGCCAGGAGAAGAGGGGCCCAGGGGGGGACACGGCAGGGGGGAAGGGGAUGUCCCCCAUGUCUCAUUCCUUCGCUAAUUUCCACACAGGGGGCCAGAGUCUUAGCAGGAGUCUGAUGCUGGAGAGCUCUGACUGCCACAGCAUCUUUGAGGAGUCGCCUGAAGGCUCCAGGACAGACACGCCCGUGGAUAAGAUGAUGAGUUCAGGCACCCUGCGCCCCGAUUCCGCCCCUGGAGAGGACGCCCCAUCACCAAGCUCUGCAGAGAGGAACGAGCUGCGUGACUCGACAGAGAAGUUUGAGGAGUUCUACCGCCAGCGUCUGAGGGUACAGCAGCACCUGGAGCAGAAGCAGCAGCAGAGAAAAGUCUACCAGCAGAUGCUGCUGGAGGGAGGGGUGCAACACACAGACCAGCCAGCCCCCGGGACAGACGCCAUGCAGCACAGCCUCACGGAGACCUUCCUCAACAGGUCUAUUCAGAAGCUGGAGGAGUUGAACGUAGGGAUGGAGAGUCUAGGGGAGGAGGUCCAGUCUCUGUCCCAGCAGUGUAAUGGCACUUGCCCCACCCCCGAGAACAACAACAACAGUGACCCCGCAGGCCUGACCCCUGACCCCAGCGUGACCCUGACCCCCGAGCAGGGCCGCCCUCAGGGAGGAGGGGUGGUCAGCAGCACCCCACUACGCACCGCAGGGGGACGGGGGGUCCCCCCACCUAACGAAUCCCCCGUGGUCUCCCAGAGUCCCCUGACAGUAGCUGGACAGACCUCUGGAUUAGAUGACUCGCCAGGAGCCCUCACCCGGAGUAAGGAGGGGGACAAGCCCAAGCCCCUGUUUGUAGCUGUGAACACCCUGGAAGAUACUCAGGCGGUGCGCGCUGUAGCCUUCCAUCCCACGGGGGCGCUAUACGCUGUGGGCUCCAACUCUAAGACGCUACGCGUGUGUGCCUACCCAGACGCACCACUGGACACCAGUGGGAUGUCAGGUAUGACCAAGCAGCCGGAGGUUUGUUUUAAGAGGAAUAAGCACCAUAAGGGUUCUAUCUACUGUGUGGCCUGGAGUCACUGUGGACAGCUGCUAGCCACCGGCUCCAACGACAAAUAUGUCAAAGUCCUGCCCUUCAGCGCCGAGACCUGCAACGCCACAGGUCCAGAUCUGGAGUUCAGUAUGCACGACGGUACCAUCAGAGACCUGGCGUUCAUGGAGGGUCCAGAGAGUGGAGGGGCCAUUCUGAUCAGCGCCGGGGCCGGGGACUGUAACAUCUACACCACUGACUGUCAGAGAGGACAGGGCCUACAUGCUCUCAGUGGACACACGGGUCAUAUCCUGUCUCUGUAUACGUGGGGAGGGUGGAUGAUAGCAUCAGGCUCUCAGGACAAGACUGUGAGGUUCUGGGACCUGAGAGUACCGAGCUGUGUUAGAGUGGUGGGCACUGCCUUCCAUGGAUCAGGCAGUCCUGUUGCCUCGGUAGCGGUGGACCCUAGCGGUCGUCUCCUAGCGACGGGCCAGGAGGACAGCGGCUGUAUGCUUUAUGACAUCAGAGGGGGACGUAUGGUGCAGACGUACCGGCCCCACUCCAGCGAUGUGCGCUCCGUUAGGUUCUCACCCGGCGCACACUACCUUCUCACUGGUUCCUACGACACCAAGGUCAUGAUCAGCAACCUGCAAGGUGACUUGACGAAGCCGUUGCCCCUGACUCUGGUAGGGGAGCACGGUGACAAGGUGAUCCAGUGCAGAUGGCACACACGCGACCUGUCCUUCCUCUCCUCCUCCGCUGACCGUACCGUCACACUCUGGACACACAACCCCUAACACACACUCUCAACACAACC